AUGCUUCUGAAUUGCGACUCGGAGACGUGGCAGAGCCCGCCGGGAAAAGAACAAACUGUAUCGGCAUCGUGCCGAGAAGCACGAGAGUUCGAGAACCUAGAGAUGCUGGCUGAUGCUUGCGUUCAGAACAGCGCAGGAUUUCUCCUGGAAAUGCCCCCACUGAGAACUCAGGCUGUCCUGGCAGUGCCAAGCACCUCCUGCAAGCUGGCAUCAGGAAACUCGGGGGAGUAUCCAGGGUCGCCCGAGGCCAAGGUCCACCUCAUGGACAUGGAGCUCUGCAACAGCAGCCGGUGGUAUGCAGGGGCCAUCCACCCCUGCAACCUGUGUGCUGGGUACCCACGCGGCAGUAUUGUCACCUGCCAGGGGGACAGCGGGAGUCCCCUCAUCUGCAGGGACAAUGAAGCUGACUACUACUGGCUCGUUGGAUUGAACAGCUGGGGAAAAGGCUGUGACGCCAGGCACCCUGGGAUCUACACCUCCACUCAGCACUUCUACAACUGGAUCCUGCUCCAGAUGGGCCUGAGCCCAGCAGAAAGAGCUGGUCCAGCACCGGAGCCAGUCGUCACCUCGGCCCCUGAGCAGCCUCUGAAACUAGUGGAACAUAUCAGCUUGACCCCUGAGUACAGCCAGAGACCAGCAGUGACAUCCUUGGGCACAUCACUGCCCAUGGCAUUCCCCCACCAGAUCCUGGUACAAUUCCAGAAUCAGUUGCAGGAGUUCCUGCAGUUUUGGAAGGACAAAAAAGCCUGAGCAGCAGCAGGAUCCAGGGCUACAGUGGAUCACGGCAGUUACUGCUGGUAGCCUUGGGGCCAGAGGCUUCUCUGUCCUGCCCACGCUGCUGCGCUGUGGCCACAGCG
Vidua macroura (Pin-tailed whydah) is the source of this 857-nucleotide messenger RNA. RefSeq names its product acrosin-like. Gene Ontology annotation, biological process: acrosome reaction; proteolysis. The record is from RefSeq and is a predicted model, not a curated record. Gene Ontology annotation, molecular function: serine-type endopeptidase activity. Lineage: Eukaryota; Metazoa; Chordata; Aves; Passeriformes; Viduidae.